Trichoderma reesei QM6a is the source of this 1938-nucleotide messenger RNA. RefSeq lists its product as uncharacterized. NCBI's taxonomy places the organism in Eukaryota, Fungi, Ascomycota, Sordariomycetes, Hypocreales, Hypocreaceae. The coding region runs from base 1 to 1938 and encodes 645 amino acids. The record is from RefSeq and is a predicted model, not a curated record. The transcript is spliced from 4 exons.
AUGUCCCUUGCUGUCCGAGGCAGACGACGCCCGCUGCAGGAGCUGCUCCUCCCCAACGGCAAAAGGAUAAUCGUGACACUUCCUGAAGAUCUCGAGGACAUUCGCCGCCAGUACCUGAACGAUGAACAUGCCCAAGUGGAGGUGAUUGUUCAUGGCUCUCUGGAGCACAGCGAAUACCUUCGCCAGUCCCGAGACCAUCACGAGGAGCGUCGGCAGCUCUUGCGGGAGCAACACGGUCCUGCCUUUGAAGAAUGGGAACUCGUCCACAGCCAACUCGCCUCGGUGAAUACAGAGCUAGAGCGUCUAGAAAACCACGCGUCAGGGCUUUAUGGCAAUUUUGGCAAGUUUGGCUACGACGCUGCUGUGCGGACUUACAGCGAUGAAGAUCCGCCAAUUCCUUCUUCUCACACGUCAAUAUCUGGCAGAGUUCGAGGGCAGCAUGGCCAGGAGGCAGAGCGUCGCGGAGAAACGACCAAGUUGUUCAAGCGGCCAGUUAUAAGGCAGUGGUUCCAUCAGGGUCUGCUAUGGAGAGCGUCAGAGCAGACGGAAGUCAUGGCUAUUGAGCUCUUCCUGGAUCUCGUAUACGUCGGCAUCAUUCAUUCCAACGGGGAGCACAUGGCGGAAGAAGCGACAGCACGCGAACUACUUCGAUUCGUCAUCACGUUCGUCAUGACCUGGAAGAUAUGGACAGACAUAACCCUCACGCUCAGCUGGUUUGAGACGGACGACGUGGUCACCAGGCUGGAGAUUUUGUUCUGCAUGUCAUGUCUCAUCGGAUUCACUACAAACAUGACCCAUAUUCUUGUCGAAGAUCCUGCACACAAUACCUAUGUGCAGCUUGUGUCUUUCUACCUCGCCACACGCAUCUCAACCGCAGUCUUUUAUGCCAUUGCUGCCUGCCUUUUGCCCAUGGUCAAGGGCGCCAUGCUGUUCCAGAUAAUGGGCAUUGUCGCCCCGACUGCUCUAUGGAUCGCCAGUAUCCAUGUCAACAUGCCCGGUCGUCUGGGGUUCAUCAUCCCAGCAUUGGCUCUCGACAUGUACAGCCAAGUAUUCUCCAUCAGGUUAUUCAGAUACGGCCAAGGGCAGGCCCCCGAGAGCAGGUGGAAGCAGCGGCUCGGUCGCAUGUUUGAGUUUUAUCCCGCCAUUAGCAUUGAGCAUCGAGUCGAAAGGAUGAAUGCGUUCGUGUCCCUGGUUCUUGGCUACUCGGUCGUUGCCAUCCUGUUCCAGAGCGAUGGUGGCUACAACAUCAAUGCCUUUCUGGGGAAAGCCAUACUGGCUCUGAUGCAGGCGUUUACGUUCAACUGGAUCUACUUUGACGUCGACGGCAGCGGCGUCAGUCUGCAUGCCAUUCGACGCUCUGCAGUCACUGCCGGCCUAUGGGACAUUGCUCACCUGCCGUUCAUCAUGGGUUACAUUGUGGCCACAGCAGCCCUCUCGAGGCUCGUCUUAGCCACCGACGUGCCAAACACCAAUCCAGGGCAGCUCGCAGUGUCUUACCGAGACAGCGCCGAGGAUCAGUUCGGCUCCGGCGUGCGUUUCUUCUACUGCCACGGCCUGGCCAUUGCUCUUCUUUCGAUGGCAGCCAUCUCCUUUUCCCAUGAGCACAAGAAGCCGCCAACCCUUCGGCUGCACAAGAAUACUCGGCUCGCCAACCGCAUCGUUGCUUGUUUCAUCAUGUUCUUCUUGCCUAUGGCGCACUCGCUUCGAUCUCUUGAUCUGAUCUCUAUUACCUUGGGCUUGUCGAUAUGGGUGCUCAUCGUGGAGCUUUGGGGGAAGUCGUGCACAGAUGACCCCUUCAUCGGCGAGAAGGAUGGCUGUUGCAUUACGUACCAUGCAAACUGCAAGAAAGAUGACCUCAAGAGGGUAAAUAAUUCAAAUAGGAAGCAGAUGAAUAGUGAGGUGCUGGAGCUAGGUAGAGGAGAUAAAUCUGCUGUUUAG